AUAGCAAUUAAUUUUAAAUGGUCAUGAAAGUCCCCCUCAACCCCCCUCCUCCCACCUCCCCAACCCCCUGCACACCGCUAUGGCGAAAUGGACCCCCAGAUAAGCCAGUUUUGUGCAAUGCCUGUGGAUCAAGGUAUAGACUAAGGAAAUCCCUGGAUAACUAUACUCCCAGGAAUGCUCAAGCCAUCCGGAGAAAGAGAACAAUACCAAUCAUCCCCAGACCCAAGAUCAUUAUUGAAGAAGAGAAUCUCUCAAGCAACAAUACUUGCUACUCAUUGGGGUCAGAUGGUUCGACAAGCAUCAUCAAAUCAAGUGCAGAGUCCUUUUCAAAUGAAACCUUUUGCUUAACGAGGCAAAUUGAGCCAAGUACAAACUUUUGGGAUUCUCAAAUUCCUUCAAGAAAGAGGAGGGAAGUUGUGAACAAUAAUGGUCUUUCAUUCGAUAUUGAGACACUUCAAAAUGACCUUUACAAUCUUCAGAAAGGUGAAGAUCAAACUCAUGAGGAUGUGCUCAUCUAUGAAAAGAAUAUGCUGCUAAUUCCUCCUACUGAAAUAGGCCUUGGAAGCAUUCUUCUCAAGCAGACCCAGGUUUCUUCUAAAGAUAAAAAGUAGCAUUUUUUCUGAAAAAAAAAAGAAGUAACAUUGUUGAUGCAAUUAUUUUUGUAGUAAAGAAAGAUUGUUAUGACAUAUUUAUCUGCCUUUCUGAGAAUCACAUGUUUCUCUUGGAGAGAAAAACAAUACAUUGUGAUAUUUUCUUUAGAAGAUAUAUAUAAAUUGUAAUGAAUUAAUGUGAUAGUG
This is a messenger RNA of Rubroshorea leprosula, 797 nucleotides long. NCBI's taxonomy places the organism in Eukaryota, Viridiplantae, Streptophyta, Magnoliopsida, Malvales, Dipterocarpaceae. The record is from the annotation of a GenBank genome assembly.